This is a messenger RNA of Rhipicephalus microplus (southern cattle tick), 1679 nucleotides long. It is a transcript of the gene v, whose product is annotated as Tryptophan 2,3-dioxygenase vermilion. Gene Ontology annotation, molecular function: L-tryptophan 2,3-dioxygenase activity; heme binding; N-acetyltransferase activity. NCBI's taxonomy places the organism in Eukaryota, Metazoa, Arthropoda, Arachnida, Ixodida, Ixodidae. The record is from RefSeq and is a predicted model, not a curated record.
CUCGAACAUUCUGAGUUACAGCUGACUGGCGUCUUCGCUCUCCUUGUCCGCAGACCGCUGCUUGGACCGGUAGCGAGUGCACGUGCUAAAGUGUAGCGACGCCGCUUACGGAGCCCGAAUUUUCGCCAUCGCUGCCGCAAGCAUGGACUCCUCCAAGAACAACAACGCGACGGCUGCAAGCAAUGAAAACUCCAACGAUAGUGUGCCGCACCAGGAGAAGCUGCUGUACGGAAACUACCUGAAGCUAGACAAGCUCCUCGACUGUCAGAAGUUGGUCACGGAGCAGCACUGCGAGGAGCGCGUACACGACGAGCACCUCUUCAUCAUCACGCAUCAAGCUUACGAACUAUGGUUCAAACAAAUCAUCUUCGAGCUGGACUCUAUAAAGCCGCUGCUUGAUUCGCAGGACAUGAACGAAUCUAACAUGUUCCAAAUCACGUCUCGGAUGAACCGCGUCGUGCUCAUUCUCAAGCUGCUGCAAGAACAAGUCGAGAUCCUGGAAACCAUGACUCCCCUUGACUUCAUGGAAUUCAGAGGUUACCUGGCGCCAGCAUCAGGGUUCCAAAGUCUCCAGUUUCGCCUUAUCGAAAACAAGCUGGGAGUGAAGAACGAGCUGCGAGUGAACUACGGCAAGCAGCACUACCAGAAGGUGUUCGAGGACCCCUCCGCCAUCCACAAGAUUCAGGAGUCCGAGAAGGAGCUCACGUUACUACAGCUCGUAGAGCGGUGGUUGGAACGGACGCCCGGGCUGGAACCUCACGGCUUCAACUUCUGGGAGAAGUAUCAGAACGUCGUGAAACGCAUGCUUGACCAGAUGGAAGAGGAUGCCAAGGCCGACAACAAUGACGCCGUCCUAAGCAGUGUGGCCAAGAAACGGGAGACCUUUGACACCCUUUUCGACGUUAACAAACACAACGCCCUCCUUUCUCGAGGUGAGCGUCGUCUGAGUCACCAAGCCAUGAAGGGCGCCAUGAUGAUCUUUCUGUACCGCGACCAGCCACGCUUCCACCAGCCCUACUACCUGCUCACCCUCCUUAUGGACGUCGACUCGCUCCUGACAAAGUGGCGCUACAACCACGUGCAGAUGGUUCAGCGAAUGAUCGGAUCGCAACAAUUCGGGACGGGUGGCUCCUCCGGCUACCAGUAUCUCCGAUCUACGCUCAGCGACCGCUACAAGGUGUUCCUGGACCUGUUCAACAUGUCCACGUUCCUGAUUCCGCGCUCGUGCAUUCCAAAGCUGACCAGCGCCAUGAGCCGCAAGCUGAGCAUGCAGCACGAGGAGCAGCAGGUGGACGGCAACGCCAGCGUCACCAUCAACGACCCGCACUUCCCCGAGAAGUUCCUCUAGGCGCAGGUGUAUAUGCGCGGGAUAGUUAGAUAUGCACUCAUGCGAGGAAUCAGAGAAGGAAACAGGUUAUGCGACUGUGUUUGUCGUCUUCCGCAUUCACUUGUCACGCGCCCUCCCAUCGCUGUUCGUUGAGCCCCAUUCGUUCGUCAGAGUCCGUUCCAGUUAGUAGAGGCCUGCAGUUGUGCUUGGCAGGGUCACAAAAGGUUUAAGUGAGUGGUCUGUGUGGCAGAUCCUGAUGCUCUGACGGCGGACUCAUCAUCGAUGCUCAAAUGGACCUCAAAUAGUUUAAAGGUACAAAUAAAGUAGUGUUCAGCUGGCUACUGACGUCGUC